Arachis stenosperma is the source of this 1215-nucleotide messenger RNA. RefSeq lists its product as uncharacterized. The coding region runs from base 1 to 1215 and encodes 404 amino acids. NCBI's taxonomy places the organism in Eukaryota, Viridiplantae, Streptophyta, Magnoliopsida, Fabales, Fabaceae. The transcript is spliced from 2 exons. The record is from RefSeq and is a predicted model, not a curated record.
AUGCAAAAAGAUCAAGAGACCUUAUAUGAGUAUUGGAGUCGAUUCAAGAGGUUAUUAAAGACUUGCCCUCACCAUGGGUUGAACACUCAUCUACUCAUAAGUUACUUUACCGGAGGUCUUUGUGCGGAAGAUAGAAGACUACUCACCGCAUCUAGCGGUGGUUCCCUUUCCAAGAACAAGACGGAGGCGGAAGCAUGGAGCUUGAUAAAUGAUGUCGCCGAGGCUACUCAACACGUGAGGGUGAGAAGCAACCCUCUCAAGGGUAUAGCGGAAGCAUCUCCUUCCGAAGCAAGUCUAACCAAGGGCACACUCAAUGCCAUUACACUAUGGUCAGGGACUACAUUGGAGAAGAUACCUCCUAGAACCUUGGAAGACAUUCAUGAGGAGGAAGUGGUUGUUGAAGCUCCACAUGGAGAGAAAGAGAUGAGCACAAGGCAAGAAAAGGAAGAAGUUAACCUCAAGGAGCCUAAGAGAAAAGCUACCAUGGAUGAAUCUAUUCCUAUUUCAUUCCCUUCCAUGAUAAAGAAAGCAAAGAAAGCUCCGGAGUUUGAUUUGAACAUGCUUCAAGUAUUCAAGAAAGUUGAGGUAACCAUCCCACUUCUUGAUGUUAUUCAACAAAUUCUGAAGUAUGCAAAAUUCUUGAAAGACUUGUGCACACACAAAGAUAGGAUUAGCGAGUUGGAGACAUUGUCUUUGGGUAGUUCUAUUUCUGCAUUGAUGAAGCCUAUUCCUGAAAAGUUUGGUGACCCUGGGCCUUGUUUGGUCUCUUGUUCUAUUGGUGGAGUUGUUUUUCAUGAUUGUAUGUGCGAUUUAGGAGCUUGCGUGAGCAUCAUGCCAUUCUCAGUGUUUGCAAGGUUGAACAUGGCUCCAUUGAAAAGGUCGGCCGCUAGAUUUGCCUUAGCCGACAAGAGUAUAAUUACCGUGAUGGGGAUAGCCGAAUAUGUGCUUGUAGCAAUCAAGGAUUUGGUGUUCCCAGUCGAUUUUUACAUCCUUGAAAUGCCACCAACAGAGGGUAGAAGUUCUUCCUCCGUUCUACUCGGUAGACCCUUCUUGAAGACCUCUAAAUUCAAGUUGGAUGCCUACACCGGCACAUACUCUUUUGAGGUUGAAGAUAAGACGAUUAAGUUCAACUUGGAGGAAGCCAUGAAACACCCACCCGAAGAGCAUUCCGUUCUCCUAAGUGAUGUAAUUGAUGAGGUGGUAGCGGAGAUAUAA